Penicillium brevicompactum is the source of this 996-nucleotide messenger RNA. RefSeq names its product flavin adenine dinucleotide pyrophosphatase. Lineage: Eukaryota; Fungi; Ascomycota; Eurotiomycetes; Eurotiales; Aspergillaceae. Bases 1 to 996 code for a protein of 331 amino acids. The transcript is spliced from 3 exons. The record is from RefSeq and is a predicted model, not a curated record.
AUGCUUAGCCGACUCAAUCUCCUUACUAGACACCUUUCCCGUCCUUUUGGUCAAUCCCGUCCCUCCAUCUCCGCGCUGUCAACCCCAUCCCUGGCCCCUCGCCCAGUUCCGUCCGCGAUGACAUCAGCCGCUCACGCAAAGCCCAUUCACACGGCAGCAUGCCUCAUCAUUGGCGAUGAGGUUCUCGGUGGAAAGACCAUCGACACCAACUCGCCGUACCUAGCCAAGUUCUGUUUCUCGUUGGGAAUGCAACUGCAAAGAGUCGAGGUCAUCCCAGAUGAUGAAGAUGAUAUCAUGGAGGCAGUACGACGCAUGAGUUCUCGAUACGACUUCGUCGUCACAAGUGGCGGCAUCGGCCCUACUCACGAUGAUAUCACAUACUCCUCCAUCGCCAAGGCAUUCGACUUGAAGCUGCAACUUCACCAGCCAGCCUUCGAGCGCAUGAAACGCCUGUCCAAGCCACACCCCAUGCAGCGUAACUUCGAUUGGGAUACGCCAUCCCCCGGUUUGACUGCCAAGUUGCGCAUGGUUGAACUCCCCUUCGACCCUAAGCUGCCUGCUGAGUCCCAAGCUGUUUUCGUCGCCGACGACUUGUGGGUGCCAGUCGCGGUGGUGAACGGCAAUGUGCAUAUCCUGCCGGGUGUCCCACGGCUAUUCGAGCGCCUACUGGACAACCUUAAGCCUUCUCUGAUUCCUCGUCUCACGGACCCCGAGGGCAAGGGCACGUUCCGGUUCCUGUUCAGCACGCCGAUGCCGGAGAGCGCUGUCGCGCCGUACUUGACUGAGCUUGCAGCCAAGGUUCAGCCCCACGGAAUCAAGGUUGGUAGCUACCCGCGCUGGGGAAAGAAGCGUAACACCGUGACCCUGGUGGGUGCCGACAAGGCUCUACUUGAGUCACUGGUUAAGGAAGUUGAGGAAAACGUGGAGGGCAAGCUUGUCACCAAGGAAGACGAGCUGGAUCCUCCUUCCGACUCUGAACAGGUCUACAGCCAGUAG